AUGAAGUGCCCCAUUCACAAUCCAUUUCCAAUUCCACAUGAGUGGUAUCAGCCAGGUGACAUCAUUAUUGGUGGGAUUGCUUCUCAGAUCUGUUAUGUUUUCUAUGAAGAUUUCUUCAAGGUUCACCCUUCACAGAAUAUGUUUGAACUUCCACAUAUGAUGACAAAAUUCUACCAGCAUGUCCUUGCCUUAGCAUUUGCUGUAGAAGAGGUAAACAAGAACCCCAAGAUAUUAUCCAAUGUCACACUUGGGUUCCAUAUCUAUGACAGCUAUUUUGAUGCAAGGAUGACCUAUCGUACCACACUCGACUUGCUCUUCAAAUCACAUCAUUUCAUCCUGAACUACAAAUGUGACCCUCAGAAAAACCUCAUAGCCAUCAUCGGGGGACUUAGCUAUGACACUUCUUUCCAUAUGGCUGACACCAUAUCCCUCUACAAGAUUCCACAGCUCACUUAUGGUUCCUUUCCCACUGAAGAGGAGAGUGAAACAAGUGACAUCGCGUCCUUCUACCGCACAGUGCCUAAUGAAGCCCACCAAUACAUGGGGAUUAUCAACCUGCUUAAGUAUUUUGGAUGGACAUGGGUUGGACUCUUUGUUGUUGAUGAUGAGAGUGGACAAAAUUUCCUGCAGACCAUGGAACCUUUGCUUUCCCAAAAUGGAAUGUGUUCAGCCUUUACACAAAAGCUCCCCAAACUCCCCCGUUUUGAUAUGUGGAAUGAAUUGUGUGAUGCAUUGUCGAGUCAUUAUACAGAUCUUACAGAUUCCAAAGCCAAUGCAAUUAUUGUCUAUGGAGAAUCUAUGGCAACUAUAUGGGUGACCGCUAAUGUCAUUCUGCGAGAUCCUGAAAAUGUGAACAGAUCAUCAUUUAGAAAGGUUUGGAUCAUAACAACUCAGGUAGAUUUCAUAUUGUUGGGGGUUCAAAGGACUUGGGAUCUUGAUCUCUUCCAAGGUGCCAUUUGCUUCACAAUUCAUUCAAAAACAAUUAUAGGGUUCAAGGAAUUUCUUCAGAGCAUAAAAAUGGGUGGCAGAGACGGAGAUGGUUUUCUGAGGGACUUCUGGGAGCAAGCAUUUGACUGUACUUUUCCAAACCCCAGUGUCCUCAUGGACAUCAGUGAACAAUGUACUGGUGAGGAGCGACUGGAGAACCUUCCAGAUCCUCUUUUUGAAAAGCGCAUGACUGGACACAGCUACAGUAUCUACAAUGCUGUGCAUGUGGUAGCUCAUGCUUUACAUGACAUUUAUUUAACUAGGUCCUGGCACAGAAAAAGGAGGGGUCAUAAAAUAUUCAAACUUCAAGAACUGCAGGCUUGGCAGCUCCACCCUUUUCUUGGUGAUAUUUCCUUUAACAACUCAGCUGGAGAAUCCAUGGCCUUCACUGCUAAAAGGGAAAUGGAAGGUGGAUUUGACAUCAUGAACAUGGUCACAUUCCCAAACAGGUCCUUCCUCCGAAUUAAAGUUGGGCAGGUGGAUGACCAUUCUCAUGAAGGAAAGAAAUUCAUCAUUCAUGAGGACAUGAUCAUGUGGCACAAAGGUUUUAACCAGGUCACUCCAAUUUCUCUUUGUAAUGAGCACUGCCGCCCUGGUUAUCAGAAGAAAAGGAAAGAAGGAAAACAUUUUUGCUGUUAUGAUUGUGCUGCAUGUCCAGAAGGCAAGAUUUCAAACCAAAAUGAUAUGGAUGACUGUUUCAGAUGCCCAGAAGAUCAAUAUCCCAACAAGAACAAAAAUGGAUGCCUCUCCAAAACUCUAAACUUCAUAUCAAAUGAAGAACCAUCAGGGAUCAGUUUAGUCUCAAUUGUUUUGUUUUUUUCCAUUGUUACAACUUUAGUGUUUAGUACUUUUGUGAAGCACAAAGAUACUCCCAUUGUGAAAGCCAACAACCGGGCCCUCACCUACACUCUCCUCAUCUCCCUUCUGUUCUGCUUCCUCUCUACUUUUCUAUUCCUUGGGAAACCUGGGAUAGCGACUUGUCUUCUGAGACAAACUACCUUUGGCAUGAUCUUCUCUGUGGCAGUUUCUUGCAUCUUGGCCAAAACUGUCACUGUUGUUGUAGCUUUCAUGGCCACUAAGCCAGGGUCAAACAUAAAGAAAUGGGUGGGGAAAAGAUUGGCCUUCUCCAUUGUCCUUUCCUCUUGUCUUAUUCAAGCAAAUAUUUGUACUUUGUGGUUGGCAACUACUCCCCCAUAUCCUGAUUUAGAUAUGCACUCUGUGACCACAGAAAUCAUUCUGCAAUGUAAUGAAGGGUCUGUUGCCAUGUUUUAUUGUGUCUUGGGCUACAUGGGCCUCUUGGCCAUUGCCAGCUUCAUUGUGGCAUUUCUGGCCCGCAGAUUACCUGACAGUUUUAAUGAAGCAAAAUUCAUUACCUUCAGCAUGUUGCUCUUCUGCAGUGUUUGGCUGUCCUUUGUCCCAACUUACCUGAGCACCAAAGGGAAAUACAUGGUAGCUGUGGAGAUCUUCUCCAUUUUGGCCUCCAGUGCUGGGUUAUUGGGCUGUAUCUUUGCUCCUAAAUGCUACAUCAUUUUGCUGAGGCCUCAGCUAAACAGUAGAGAACAAUUAAUAAGGAAAAGGAUAUAA
Lacerta agilis (Sand lizard) is the source of this 2571-nucleotide messenger RNA. RefSeq names its product vomeronasal type-2 receptor 26-like. Gene Ontology annotation, biological process: G protein-coupled receptor signaling pathway. Gene Ontology annotation, cellular component: membrane. Gene Ontology annotation, molecular function: G protein-coupled receptor activity. NCBI's taxonomy places the organism in Eukaryota, Metazoa, Chordata, Lepidosauria, Squamata, Lacertidae. The record is from RefSeq and is a predicted model, not a curated record. The transcript has 6 exons. Bases 1 to 2571 code for a protein of 856 amino acids.